Molecule: messenger RNA, 1670 nt
Organism: Aspergillus sclerotioniger CBS 115572
Lineage: Eukaryota; Fungi; Ascomycota; Eurotiomycetes; Eurotiales; Aspergillaceae
Product: putative glucokinase
Exons: 1
Coding region: 367-1401 (344 amino acids)
Biological process (GO): glycolytic process; intracellular glucose homeostasis; glucose 6-phosphate metabolic process
Cellular component (GO): mitochondrion; cytosol
Molecular function (GO): mannokinase activity; D-glucose binding; ATP binding
Source: RefSeq, a predicted model, not a curated record
AGGGAGAAAGGCAAGUUCUUAGCUGUCGAUCUCGGUGGCAGCAAUUGCAGGAUAUGCCUAGUCAGCCUGCACGGUGACUCAAUCUUCACUGUAGUCCAAAGUAAGCAUGGUGUGCCGCCAGGGGUCAUGGUGAGCCCCAGUUAUCGACCUCUUUUCGAUUUCAUAGCGCACCGGAUUGCGGACUUCUUAGCUGCGCAACCAGAUUUGUGUUUCUCCCAGGGCAUCAGCAACAACUAUCAACAGCCGUACCAGUUAGGCUUCACAUUCAGUUUCACUUGUGAGCAAACAUCGCUCGCAAGCGGUCGUCUUAUCCACUGGGACAAAGGCUGGGAUAUUCCGGAUGCUAUAGGUCGAGAUCCCUGUCAGAUGCUACAAGAAGCGAUCGACCGCCUGGGACUUCCAGUUGUCGUGACGGUCCUUGCAAAUGAUGGCGUUGGUACGCUUCUGACUCGAUCCUACACCUCGGGACCAACGGCCUCCACCCUGGCUGCGGUUAUCUUCGGAACGGGAACCAAUGCUGCCUAUGUCGAGAAGCUGUCCAACGUGAGCAGAUUCAGCGGUGAAUCAAAGCCUGACGAGAUCAUGGUGGUCAAUACGGAAUGGGGCUGCUUCGAUGACCAGAUGGAAGUCUUACCGCGAACCUCGUUCGACGACGAGCUGGAUGAGGCAUCGGCCGAUCCAGGCAUUCAGAUGCUAGAGAAACGAGUCUCAGGUCUAUACCUAGGGGAGCUGCUUCGGUUGGUGAUUUUCAAGUUGAUACGCGAGAAUGCCUUUGCCAUGACGUGCAACCACGCAUCGGGGGUAUUCCAACGCGACGGUAUCGACAGUUCGUUUCUCUCGGAACUUGCAAAGGCAAGUUCAGACAACACCGAAAACAUUAUCCAACUCAUACAAAACACAUUGUCUGCGGAGAAUGUCAGCGAAGUUGAUGCACGAGCCAUUCAACUUUUGGCCACAGCUAUCGGCCGACGAGCAGCCCGGUUAGCGGGUGCGUCAUUGGCUGCCAUCGUCAUCCAAAGCGGCCGACUCGAGAUGCCAGCAGUCCAAGCUUCCGGCGCUGAGUAUUCCAUGCACCAUUCUGAACGCUUCAAGUCCGGAGCGACUCUGCUCUGGCGCCGGUUGUUGCGUCUAACAGGAAUGGGUUCGUCCGUUGAGAAGCCGUCCGCUCCUAUACCAUCACGCGGGUCCAAGUUGGAUAAAAUCAUUGACAUCGGGGCCGAUGGGUCGCUGAUCGAAUAUUACCCUUCUUUCGAGACUGACAUGCGCGGUGCGUUGAGAGAUGUACCGGAGGUUGGACCAGCUGGGGAGCAACGAGUUCAGAUCAGUAUGGCCAAAGACGGCUCCGGGGUGGGAGCCGCCUUGAUGGCUCAGGCAGCUAGCGAGAUGGAUGCGGGUCUGUAACUCACAGAGGACGAUGAAAGAAGUUUCAAGGUCACAAGCAACAUGUCGCACAUCGAACUAGAUGUUGCGAUUGUGGGGGGAACCAGAUCCGCCGUAUCUAAGGAAUCGGAACGAUGACUUUCCCGGGAGUGACGGAAGGAGAGUAACGAGAGGCAAGGCGCUAGACUCUAUCUAGGCAUCACCUGAUCCAACAUUGUUGUCGCCUGUGUGCAGAGCAUAUAGCUAUCUGGUGCUGGUGAGAGAUAUGUUAAAGUAGGCUCACAUUUCUC